Messenger RNA from Blepharisma stoltei, 1137 nucleotides. The record is from the annotation of a GenBank genome assembly. Lineage: Eukaryota; Ciliophora; Heterotrichea; Heterotrichida; Blepharismidae.
AUGCAGAGUCCAGAAGACAUAGAAGAUUUGAAAAAUCAUAAAGAAAAGUUCCUCUUCAACCUGACUCAGAAUUUCAGAAAGUCUUUAAUCAUAUUCGACAUCCGCUCAAAAGAAAAAUUCGAAAUUAAGCACUUUAAAGAAAGCCUGCAUAUUCCUAUCCAGCAUCCUUUCACCUCAAAUUUUUCUUUGAGCGAUUUGCGCUUGUUAUAUCCUCAAAACAAUGCAUUACAGAAACUAAGAAGGUAUUGCAUUGUAAUAGGGAGCGAUUCAGAAAAUUCUACUAUAGCCAAAAAUCUGGAAAUUUUGCUAAAGUCACAUAAGUGCAGAGAACUUUACUUGUUUGACGAGGAAUAUGAAGAAUUUUUAAAUAGAUAUCCUUUUUUAACGGAAGGGUCAGGCGUUCCUCUAUAUCCGAUGAUAUCGUGCGGGUACCCAAAUGAAAUUAUUCCAAAGUUUUUGUAUAGCCCAGGAACCAAUAUUGAUCGGUCUGGGCUGGGGAGAAUGCCUGGGAACUCCUCCAAUUUUUUUCUCCAACUUAAGGAGACAUGCUGCAAAUAAACCCAAUAUAAGGUAUUUGCUACUCCCAAGUUAGUUAUCCAAAUCGAGGAGUUAUUAAGCAGCCAAGGUCAAUCAAUAUCGGUUCCAGAACUAUAUUUGGGUAGCCAUUUUCAUGCUGAAAAUUAUGAUGUCAUAAAGAUAUUAAACAUCACCCAUAUUAUAAACGCAACGCGAAAUGUAAAAAAUGCUUUUAAAGGCCAAGGUGUUAAGUAUUGUAGAGUUUUUGUAGAAGACAAUGCAAAAGAAAAAAUAAGCUAUCACUUUCAUAAAGCGUUCAAAUUCAUAGAAGAAGCUAAACAAAUAAAUGAAGCUGGAGGCCAAACAGCAGUUUUAGUUCACUGCGCCCAAGGAGUUUCGAGGAGUGCUACCAUUGUUGCGAUGUUUUUGAUGAAAGAGUAUGAUAUUUCAUUUGAGCAAAGCGCGGAAUACUUGAAAAAGCAAAGAUUUGUGGUAGAGCCAAACCAAGGGUUUGUGAAACAAUUAAAGCAGUUUGAAGCAAGAAAAGGGCUUUUUUCAAGAUCUAACUCUAUGGAUCUGGGAAAUUCUUACAGCCCUUAUGAGAGGAAAAGUUUAGGUUAA